UGAUGGAUCCAAUUAGGGAAGAAAUGGCGCUGAAAUACUUUCGUCAAAUCGUUGAAGGUUUACAAUUCCUUCACUCCAAAGGUAUAAUUCAUCGAGACCUCUCGAGGGGCAAUAUAUUGUUUGAUGCUCAGGAUGAUGUGAAGAUUGGCGAUUUUGGUUUGGCAACAUUUCUGGAUAACAAUCCAACUGGUUCUCCACUCAAGGCGGGUACUUUGCUGUAUAAGGCACCCGAGGCGGAUAAGGGAACAACCGAUAAAGUUGACAUGUACAGUGCAGGUGUUUUGCUUUUUGAGUUGCUAUAUCAUUUCACCACUGAAACUGAGAGGCAAGCUGCUAUAGGGAAGCUGAAAAAAGCACCCGAAGAGGAAAAGUUACCUCAAGAUUGGCAGUACCCAGCAUAUACUGAUUUGUUGUUCAAGUUGGUCAAGGAAGAACCAACUGAGCGUCCCUCCGCUACUGAGGUUUUACAACAACUUUCUCCAAGGUAGGUGGCUGCCUCAAGAAUCACAUGCCUUGCUCUGAUGAUAAUGAUGGUGGUGGUUUUUGCAGCUCUCUCUCAACAAAUAAGGAAUAAGAUUUUUUAGAAAAUAAAACGGAAGUCUGUUCAAAACAUGUAUUUUGGAUAUAGACUUUGUGACAAACAUGUCUUUAAUGUUUUGUUUUGUAACAAAUAAUUGUGCCGCAGCUGAGGAUGUGGACUAG
Messenger RNA from Tripterygium wilfordii, 702 nucleotides. RefSeq names its product eIF-2-alpha kinase GCN2-like. Gene Ontology annotation, cellular component: cytosol. Gene Ontology annotation, molecular function: eukaryotic translation initiation factor 2alpha kinase activity; ATP binding. Gene Ontology annotation, biological process: protein phosphorylation. The record is from RefSeq and is a predicted model, not a curated record. The coding region runs from base 3 to 488 and encodes 161 amino acids. NCBI's taxonomy places the organism in Eukaryota, Viridiplantae, Streptophyta, Magnoliopsida, Celastrales, Celastraceae. The transcript has 3 exons.